Messenger RNA from Brassicogethes aeneus, 633 nucleotides. The record is from the annotation of a GenBank genome assembly. Lineage: Eukaryota; Metazoa; Arthropoda; Insecta; Coleoptera; Nitidulidae.
AUGAUUAAUAUUCUAAUUGUUAUUUCCUUAAUUAACAUUCUAGAGCACCUAUUCAAUUUAAAAUUUGCAGUUAAGGAACUUGAAAGAAACUCGAAAAGAUGUGAAAAAGAAGAGAAACAGGAGAAAGCAAAAACAAAACAAGCAAUUCAAAAAGGAAACAUGGAAGUGGCUCGUAUACAUGCAGAAAACGCUAUAAGGCAAAAAAAUCAGUCAAUAAACUAUCUAAAAAUGUCAGCUAGAGUAGAUGCAGUUGCAAGCAAAGUUCAGUCUGCUGUUAUGACCAGAAAGGUAACAAAUUCAAUGGCAGGUGUUGUUAAAGCUAUGGAUGCCGCUAUGAGAAGUAUGAACUUGGAGAAAAUUUCGGGCGUGAUGGACAAAUUUGAGCAGCAAUUUGAAGAUUUAGGGGUUCAGACAGACGUUUUAGAAAACACCAUGGCUCAAACUACUACAACCCUUAUCCCACAAAAUGAUGUUGACUCAUUGAUGCAACAAGUUGCAGAUGAGGCUGGCUUGGAACUUAACAUGGAAUUACCUGAAAAUCCAACUGGAACCAGUGUAGCAAACUCCACUGUAGUUUCACAGGAACAAGACGAAUUAACUCAAAGAUUAGCUAGACUAAGAGAAACAGAAUAA